Molecule: messenger RNA, 13015 nt
Organism: Pleuronectes platessa (European plaice)
Lineage: Eukaryota; Metazoa; Chordata; Actinopteri; Pleuronectiformes; Pleuronectidae
Gene: crebrf
Product: creb3 regulatory factor
Exons: 9
Coding region: 1393-3579 (728 amino acids)
Biological process (GO): response to unfolded protein; regulation of transcription by RNA polymerase II
Cellular component (GO): nucleus
Molecular function (GO): DNA-binding transcription factor activity, RNA polymerase II-specific; RNA polymerase II transcription regulatory region sequence-specific DNA binding
Source: RefSeq, a predicted model, not a curated record
CGAACUCGAUAUCGAUACAAGCCAAGCUCACGGAUCUUUAUUAUAAUCUCACAGUUUAUUAAAUCUGGUGAAAUGUUAGGUUUCCACCGGGGCCCUGCUGCCAUUGGCCCGGACGCGCACCACGUGGUCGGGCAGUCACGCGCUUUCCUGGAACCCGUCAGGAAGAAGAAAAACAAAACAAACCCGAUAGAGCUGCAGCAGCGUGUGGACUCCAUUGAAAAGUGGGCCUUAUUAUCUCCGGCACGGGAGACUACACGAGGUCCGAAUCGGAGAGGGACGCCUGUGGGGGCGUCAUCGAGACCUAAAGCAAACAGAGAACCACAGCAGACCAGACCAGACCAGGUCGAGUCAAGUAACUGACGUCUUCUCCCCUAUUCCCUUCCCCCCAGCCGCGCAGGCUACAUCUACCAGCAAUCUGCGAUAAUCGCCUCAGCGUUGAUUUAUUGUGCCGAUCCAACAACCUCACACCACUGGGACUGGACAGGAGGCCCAGAGGUUACCCCCGCUGGAGCUCUAAGCUGUGUCUGGCAAUGCCGCAGGUAAGAAGGGCGACAUAGGGAAGGAAAUCAAACAGGGAGGCCAGGUCACAUUCUACUUAUGGCUUGGAAAUGUGAACACUUGUGGAAUCAACAGAAAUGUCUGAAGCAUUUGAAAAACCAUGAAAACCAUACUCUGAAUGAUAAAAAAAUAUGGAUUUUUAGUUUUAUAGUUAUAGGAAUUAUAAUAUAUCUUUAUAUAUGAACUCAAAUUAACUUAACUGAUUCUAUUAACACAAAUUAAAUGGAACUAUAUCUGACAGUUCUGCAAAUAACGCUUUUCAGUAACCACGCACAGGCUGAUGGUAUCAUAGAUUUGAAAUAGAGUUCUGUGGUGUUGAAGGAGGCGAGAGACUGACCCAGAAUCAGUGUGACCUCUGAGGACAUUGCAUCCAAACAGCUGCUGGGGGCAGAUGUGCUAACAGGGAACGAGUAAGUGAAUGAAUUUGUGAACACUGGAUCCUCUGGGGAAAUAUUUCUGAAACAAUGCAGUGCUGACUGGAAGUACACUUUUUUCUGGUCUCCUGUGUGGUGCUGGAUUAAGAAAUGUUACACAAUCAGCCACAAGAGGAGAUGAUGUUGGAGUUUUCUUCAUUUUCAAAUGAUGCUGCUUUCUUUCCAUUCUGCACAUUCUUUAUCACAUUAUCAUUCAUAUUGUAAACAUCAGUGACAAGAGACAAUUACACAGCAAUAUGUGGUGUGUAAAAUUAAGACGUUCCAUUAGUUAUUGUUGUGGCUGUUUUGUACUGACUCCUUGUGCUACUUUUCGUGUAGUUUAAAAGGAGAAUUGCACUUUUUUUGUUUUUGUGAGGGUGAUGUCUUGAAUAUUUAUCUUAAAUUUGCUCUUUAACUUAUUAUGUUAAAGCCCAGCAUCAUUGGGAUGGAGCCUCCCUUUGCAGACGCAUUUCAAAACUACUUGUUUGCUGACCAGGUUCUGACCAGCACGGAUCUGCUCUCUACCAGCUCUGACCCAGAUUUCAUGUAUGAAAUGGACCGAGACAUGACCCACAGGCAGAGCCCCUGUGGGGACAGCAUGGUGGGUAUCGGCGAUGGUGGAAAGGAGGUGGAGGGCUGUGUUGAUCAGCUCAUGGGUUUGGCCGAGUGUGACACGGUCCACAGCACCCCGGCGUUCGAACAGUGGGACUCCUACUGGGAGGACCUCACCAGAUACACACGGCUGGCCAGCUGUGACAUCUGGGGGACCAAAGAGGUGGAUUUCCUUGGAUUGGAUGACUUCUCCAGUCCCUAUCAGGAUGAGGAUGUGAUCAGUCAAACCCCGACACUGGCUCAGCUCAACAGCGAAGAUUCCCUGCCCGUGUGUGAGGCCCUCUACCCCCCUGCUGAUAUGACCCUGCCUUCCCCUCUGCCUCCGCUUCAACCAUCCCAGUUUCCAGGUCACAGUAAGAGACCCCUGUUCCCCGGCAAAGGAUCUGGCCCAGGAACUGCACGGCCCUCCCCAAGUUCUUCAUCCCGUCCUUCCCACAGUCUUCUGCCAGACUUCCCUGAAAGUUCCAAAAAAGCCACCCGACCUGUCCCCUCCAGCACUGAGACUAUGGCUAAGGCCCAGAGCCAGCUCAGUCUCACCCAGAACCACGGCCCAGCUGAAAGAGAGAUCCAGGGCAGAGGAGCCAAGAUGGCAGCCCACACUUCCCAUGGCUCUGUCUUUGUGCGGAAGGCUAAAGUCCGUGUUAGCGCAGUGGAUAAAGCUCAGCCCAACCUGCCCUCCAAGACUGAUAUUGAGAUGUCAGAUGUGCCUCCACCUCUCUCCCACCCUAAAGAAGAAAAAGCUUCCACUUCAGCUAGUGCUGCCUCAGUGGGAUGUCCUGAUGCAGCAGCCGGCAGCUCCAGCAGCCUGACAAGCUUUGAGAAGGUUGCAGAGGGUACCGGGAGAAGAGAGAUGCCUGUAGGUUGGUCUGCCACUGUGCCUCAACUCGUGGAGAUGAGUCAGGCCAUGGAGGGCACCGCCUCUGGGCUGGAGAGUAUCGCCGACAGUGUGGAAGGUGCUAGCGGUGGCGUUCUGGUUGCCGAGAAGACGGAGAAGAGCAAGGAGGAGGAGCACAACUACUCCCUGUUCCUGACCCGCAGCAGGCUGGCCGGCAGAGCCCCCUCCCAGCUGGAGGAGGACGAGGAAGACGAGGAUGAGGAAGAAGCAGAUGAGGAGGAGGAAGGCGACGGCCUAGAGCUAGAUGACGAAGACCAUGAUGAGGGUUUUGGCAGCGAGCAUGAGCUUUCUGAGAAUGACGAGGAGGAGGAAGAAGAGGAAGAAGAGGAGGAGGAGGAGGAGGAUGAAGAUUAUGAAGCAGACAAGGAUGAUGAUAUGAGUGACACCUUCUCUGAGCCAGGCUGUGACAUGGAGCUGUCGGAUGACAUUAAGAGCCUGACAGCAGGAGUCUCCAGCCGGAAGAGAAGCAGGCGCCGCUACUUCUGGGAGUACAGCGAACAGCUCACCCCCUCGAAACAGGAACGCAUGCUGAAGCCGUCUGAGUGGGACAGACACACGCUGCCUAGCAACCUGUACCAGAAGAACGGGCCUCUCCAUGGAAAAUACAUGCUGAAGAAGUCCCGUCGUACGGAUGUGGAAGACCUGACUCCCAAUCCACGUAAGUUGCUGCAGAUCGGCACCGAGCUCCGCAAACUGAACAAGGUGAUCAGCGACCUGACACCGGUGAGCGAGCUGCCGCUGACUGCACGACCCCGGUCCCGCAAGGAGAAGAACAAGCUGGCAUCCAGAGCUUGUCGUCUUAAAAAGAAAGCCCAGUAUGAAGCAAACAAGGUGAAGCUCUGGGGACUCAGCACAGAAUAUGAUCGGCUGCUCUUCGUGAUCAACACCAUCAAGGAGGAGAUAGUGGUGCGAGUGGAGGACUCUACUCCGCGUACAACCAACAUGACUGACACCCUGGCGCGGCUCAUCAAGGAGACACUUGUGGCAUCCCCAGUUGCCGGGCAGACAUCAGAAUUUGUCAACAAGAUCUUGGAGAACACCGGACGCGGCGAUCCGACCGGCGGACUGGUCGGCCUGCGAGUUCCCACCUCCAAAAUCUAGACAAACCCGCCGUCCACUGAGAGGAGUGGGCUAAAUAUUACCACCGUGCUGUCCCAUUGUAACUAUGCUCCCCUCUGCAUGCCCCUCCAACCCUGCGCACAUACACAUUGUUAGUCACACAAACACACAUACACCUCCCUUUGUGUGUAUGUAUGUGUGCUUGUUUAAAGCCAUGCACCUGUAUGGCCUACACCGUAGCUUUCUGUCUCUGCAAACUGCAUGCAGAGUCACUGUCUCCCAACCCAUCGUGAGCAUCUGUUGGGAAACGCGCCUCUAAAAGCAAAGGAUGGUUUGGUGUAUAGCUAACAGCACGUCCUAAAUCCACUGGUGAUUAUUAGAUGUGUUUAACAUAACAUUGUGUUGGGGUGGUUCUGUUGGAGGUCUGCUUCCAAGACUGAGACAGACAGUCACCCGAGUGCACCUACUGGAAUACUUUCACACAGUCUGUUUGAGAUUGUUAUGACGGAGGAAGAACCGUUGAACAUUGGACCCCAUCAAAGAUCGAAAAGGUCCCAGGUAUCUUUUCCUAGAAGAACUUCGCUUCACAUGGCAACAAAAUUGAACAGCGUGAUGUGAACUCAACCCACUGAGUUAAAGCACUUUGAUGAAAUGGCUCUGAAUGCCAAGACAGCUGCAGAAAAAGUAAAGCAGCACGCUCGUUACAGGGUGGCAAGUUAUAUUUUGUAUUGAAGGCCUAAAUAUGUUCAUGCCAUCCCCUGUUUGCCAAUCAGCUCAUUGAAAUUGAUAUUCCAAAAAAAUGUUGAAUCUUAGGAAUUAAGUGACAUCCUGCUGGGGUGGAGUUUGUUGCAGGCAGGAGGAAGCUUAAUGGCUCUUUAUCUGGACAGGAGGUUUUUUGACCAUGUGGAGAGGAAGCGCAUGUAGUUUGGUGCUUUUUGGACUUGUGCUAGUUUUAACUGGACUGAGUGAAACAGAAGCGUUUUACCAGUAUGGGAGUGGACUGUGAGGAAGAUCCUGGUGGUGAUGAAGAAGACAUUAGCAGUGAUCCAUCUCCUCGAAGAGUCAUACACACGUGUACAUAGACGUGUCUCCCAGUAAAAAACGGCACCGGCUCCACUUUUUGUACAGUAGAGUUGACCAGGCUAACAGUUUGGUGUGUUCAUACCAGUGUUUGAUCAAAGUUCUAUUCAUUGUGCCUUGUUUAUGUAUGUAUGUGUGUGUAUGUUUCUGUACGUCUGAGUGCGUAUGUGAGAGCGACUGAACGAGAAGAGGCGAUUGCUCAGAACUCCCCGAGGUCCAGUCAAGGAGAGGACUACUUUACCCUGAGGGAGGAUGUCAGUGAAUGUUAGGAGGGGGACACCUGCGGGGUUAAGGUGUAUUUCACUUGUUUAAAGAUGUUCUGAAUGUAUAUAAAACAAAUGGAAGCUCUCGUUGCAGGAUGCCACAGAGUCUGUGUAUAUAAGGAGGGCUCUGCAAUAGAUUACUUAUGGUUUUUGGUACUUUGUCUUUUUUUGGGGGGGAGGGGCAGGGGCAGGGUUAACGGAUAUUUUUUGUUAAGAGUUACAAAAAAAUAUUUGCACACUAUAUUUUGAUUGUUUUUUGUACCAAAGACACAUGCAACGAAACGGCGACCAGCCUGUUAAAGUAAGGUUUUGCACAGCUUACCUGACGCCGUAUUGAAUGUAAGAAAUGUGGGAGGGUCAGGGAACUUCAUAGAACUGUGAAAUUAGCUUGGGUCCAAUUCUGUACAGAAAAGGAACAUUCAUUUUUUUUUUCUAACAUUUUUACCCCAUUCGUGGGCUUCUCCAGAAAAUUUGUUGCCUAAGCACUUCAUUCCUGAACUGAUUCCUCUCUCCACAUGCUAAUUGUGUUAACGGCUCUGCCUAGGACAAGAACCAAGAGCACUAGUAGAUAAGCUAUGUUACAUUUUAUGAUUGUUUGUUAAAAUGUCACCAACAAUAACCAAAAUGUUCUGUUUCUUUGUUACUUGUUGAAGAAACUGUUUGUAGACGAGGUCUAGUUCAUCAACAAAAUAAUAACUGAAUUGUGUUUUGAAGUACUGUAUUUAAAAAAAACAUAAAUGAUAUACCUUUCAAAGGUGAGAUGCCACUUUUCAUGACAUCUGAUUUAAUUUCUAAGCAUGACACAUUUCUAUAGCCCAUUCUUUCAUUAGAAACUUAGAGGAAAAACUGAAAAACCAAAAAAAAAAAAGGUUCUUGUUAUAUUUUUGUAAUUUUAGCUGCCUGCUAGCUUUCCUGACAGUGCGGAACUAUUUGUUUUGUCAGAUUCUCCAAGUGGAGAGAGGGAGAUGUGGAAUACAGAGGAUUGGAUUCAUUUAAAACACAACGCACCAAGCAAUGGUCUAGUUUAAAGUCUGGUCUAUUAAGAGAAUGAGGACAGGCUGUCUUUAGAGCAGACAGGGACACGUCCAAGAAACUCCGAGGAUAGCAGUGUGGCGAUGGGAGGGCAGUAUUGUCAUAGAUGCUAUAACAUAGACUGUAUGUAAAGAUGGACGACGUCUACAUCUCCUCCUGCUGUACAAAAAUGAAGCCAAAAUACCCCCGGGUAUGGUUGCUGCCGUCUUUUGACAUCCUGUACAAAGGUUCUGUUGAUACACAAGCUCAACCAACCGCAAGUGAGUCUCAGCUGUCAACCAAUGAUAUCUCACUGCUUGUAACAUAAAAUAACUAAUUAAAACCAAACUAACUUGUAAACUACCUAAAAUGACAGAAAGCAUCUGAGAGAAACAUUUAUUUCCCAUGCCCUUUUUAGUUAGGUCCGUGUCCCAUCCACUAACAUGGUGGAGGCAUGGUUAAUAUCCUGUUCUGCAGCCAGCCACCAGGGGGGCGAUCAAGACGUUUUGGGCUUCACUUUUGGGGAGCCGUCCAUCUUUAUUUACUUUCUCUCUGUUGUAAAUACGACAAAGCCAUUUCUGUCCCAGACUUAUCUGGAUUCAACACUGUGCAUUGUUUUUUAGAUUUUCACACGUAUUCCCUCUUUAACCGUGAAGCUGGUUGAAUUCUGCAUCUUCCUGGUCGUGACAUUACUUCCUCUGAGGUUUGAUUCGCUCAGUUUUUAUAUCUGCCUGGCCUCGCCUUCAGUCCCCAGCAUACGUUCGCUCAUCAAAACUCAAGUAACAAAAGUUUCAGGCAACAAAAAGGCAGCGUGUCCCAACCUUUAACAACGCAUGUAAUGCUUCCCUCCCCGUUUCCUGCUCAGAGGAAACUCUCGCCAUUCCCAGGAAGUGCCCUAUUCAACCAGAGUUCAAUAUGUUUGAAAAAUAAGUGCUUGAUAAAUUCAGGUUAGUGCGAAGUGAAGAGAGUUCUCCUUCACAUAAUGACGAUGGCAAUGCAGAGCUGUGGUCUUUCUGUACCAUGUGAGUGAAUAACAGGUAGUGCUACACACACAUAUAUAUCUAUAUAUCUAUAUCUAUAUAUAUUUUUACUGUUAUCCAUUUUGUCUAAAAAGGGAGAAAUGGUGCUUUUUCAGAAACUAGAGAGACGAGUAUCCAUGAUUCUUAUUUGACUCCACAGUCUAGUUGUAGCCUAAUGACUUGCUCUCCCCUGCCGUCCAUAGCUAUUUUCUUAGUCGUGAUUCAUUUUUGUAAAUAGACUAUAAGUUAAUAUGUAUCUUAUAAAUGUUAGAUAUAUGUAUAGAAUACUAUAUCUUAUAUGUUUGAAAACAAAAGCACUUUGUCCAAAAAAAAAAGAAAAAAAAAAGAAAAGCAUUUUUUUCUUCCAUUUGCUGCUAAAAGGCCUGGUGUGAAUGCUGAAAGUGUACUUGAUGACCACUUGCUAAGUUAGGUCUAUUACCUGAAUUGGCUAGGUCUAUGUACUAGCAAGAGAAUGGAGUGCGGGUGUGGCCUGACGAGGGUUAGAUCCAAAUGUUUCUGGAGCCGUGUAAUGAUAUGAUAUAUCUUUGCUUGGCUUUGAGAAGCCGGAUGUGUCGAUAGGAUCGAUCUACUUCCUGGUCAGGAGGGACUGUGAGGAUUGUGUAUUUGUGGUCUUAAAAAAAAAAUGAGAAAAAAAAGAGGGUUUUGAUUCCAGGGCCCCUACGUUGAUCCUGAUGCUGACCCCCUUGGCGUCAUGAUUCAUUUUGCCUUCAGUAGAGGUUUCCUAUGGAAAAACUGAUUCUGCUUUGGCUUCCUCUUCAGGGUGAUGUACAGUGUAGACACAUUUCUCCAGAGAGCUAUAUUGUUAUCAUUUGUAAACUGAUUUCUACUUGUGACUUAAUGAGGAGGGGUUGAGCCUGGGGCGGCCAGGAAGAGCUCGUUUGAAAGUCGUUGUUCCUGGCCGCCUCUGGGGAAGUUACUAUAUCACUGUACUGUAUGGCAAGCCAAUUACAAAUGAAGACUCAAUCCGGACACUUAUUGCCUUCUUAAACAACUUCAGAAACACACAAAUAAAAACAAUAGCUGGCAUGUCAGUUACGGAGAGAUGUGCCUGACGUUUCUGACAUGUUCUGCUAAUGUGAGGUCAAUAACAACAACAACAACAACAACAACAAAACCAUUCAGCCUGAUUGGCUCACAACGAUCUUGAUUGAAGUAGCAGACGUGGUGAAAUAUGCCUGAAAAAACUACUCGUGAUUUCUUGCGUCCUUUUUUGGACAAUGUUCCGAGGCAUUUUCUCAGCCGUGAUUUUGCCCGAGUGAAGAAGGGGGUCAAAAGUGAUUAAAGGUCCGCUGGCUGACACAAGUCUGGUUCAAGCAAGAGCCCUCACAGGUUUUCACAUUUAACGUGAAAGGUGCAAGCUGUGCAACUUUACAUUCAAACCAGGAGACUCUGUGGCAUUUUAACAGUCAAGGAAAUGAGUGAAUAAAAAAAAAAUCCACGCCAGUAAAAUGAUUCCUUCUUCUUUUGAUUUUUCUGAUGAAUCCGAUUCAGUCAAAUAUUAAGCUAAUUGAGUGUGUAACUUUGUGCUACUCUUGUCCAAUAAAAGCUAAGUGGAUCCAUAAAGCUCUUCUUCAGCAAAUCAGGGUAAUAUCGUUCUUCUAUCUGACAUACUGUAAGUGAUGACAUAUACGAACCGAAAGAAAAUAUAUUUAUAUUCCAAUUAUUGUCGCCAUUCUUUACUCUGUACAAAAUAUUGUACGUGUGUGUGUGUGUUCUGACUUAUCAAUGUCAAUCAAUAUGGUGCAACGAUCUUGACACAAACUGAAAAAAACGGCCAACAGACUUGUCACAAGAAUUCACGUUCUCAACUCUAAAACACGUUUUUCUCUCACGAAGGAUCAGACUCUUGAUUUCCAGAUGUGAUCCAGCUGUGGUUUGUCAUGUGGUGCUGAUUGUUUCUCUUUAUCAAAGAAAUGAUCCAAGAACGAAAAUUGGCGUCUGUGUAAAGAUCCAACUCACAUUUUCCAUUUGAUGAUUGUCCGAUAGCUGUCAUCAGAGCAGAUUGACUCUGCAGAAUGAUGGCGUGAUUUCCCUGUUGGACCAAUCAGAAGAAGACUCACACAGAUUUUUGCUCACAACCACAACAGACUGAUGAUUUCUGUAUUAUUGAUUUGUGUGAUCGUUAUUGUUAAACAUACCAUUUUCUGUUUUCUAAAAGCCAGACUCCUGGAUUUAACAUCACUGCGAUGAAGGAUGUUCAUUCCCUUUGACCAAGACACAAGAUUUUCAAAAUACCCCCCCAAAUUAUUACACGAAUGAUCUCCAGUGGAAAUAUUUUGUAAUAAUGAUUUAGAGUUCCAAGAAUGAAUAAACGAUAAAUAAUGAAUUAAUAUUUAUUUGGAUUCAUAAAUGAAUAAAUGUACUGUCUUCUAUGGAUCAUUUAGGCUCGUUUGGUUUGAUAGCAUAGUCAAGGAUUUGGUCUCACCGCCCUGAAACAAAAAACAUAUCGGAGCACAAUUACCCGAAAAACUACAUUCAAAUUCUGCAUCUGUGAAAUCCGAUAUCCCCCAUAUUGUCCUUGUCCCCCACAAGCUGUGAUUUCAGGUCCCAGAGUCUGGCUUUGAGGGUUUCGAUUUUUUUCUUCCGAUGCAUUUCAACUGUGUUGUAUCUUGUUCAAACCCUCGUUGCUUUGUAAAAACACCUCAUCUCCAGGGGCCGCGCGCUGACCAGCCUCUGUGUAAAUUUGAUGCAUACAGAAAUGUAAGAUGCAUUUGGAGUAAUGUCUUUUGCAUGAUGAUGACCUGCAUAGAACUGAGAGAAUCAAGGGACGUCCGGGGUUCUUGCAGAUCAAGAAAAAACAUGGCCAGUCGGCAAAAAACAUCAUAUUCAUUGUCACGAGGUUGUUGCAUGACUUUUUGCGCUCACUGUACUCUCAGUCGAAUGAUUGAUUUCAAACCUGCUGCUAUUGAAUGAGCACAAAGAGAUUUUUGGUUUAGAUUGUCCACACACUCGCCCCUGUUUUUCUUUUUUUUUUUCCAUUGAGUUUUCUUCAUGUGAGAGUCAACAGACCAACUGCGUUACUCACCUUGCUCUGGAUUUUUACAUGAACAAGAGAAAAAAAAGAACAUUUUGAAUAUGAUGCCUGAUGAACCAGGUGCCUUAAUCAAAUAUAUGAGAACACAAAUCGGCACCUGCUGUCGGUCUGGAGGGGGUUUCCCUGCAGAAACAAAGGGGCUGGGUUUCCCAAAACCUAAACUUGAAGAAAAACGAGAACCUCACCAAAUUUGUAUAAUAAUCAGCCUUUAAAUGCAGAUGGAAGCUAUUGUCUGCAUAGAAAAACCGACCCUGCAAACAUGUUCCCUUUUUGUAAGCGCAGAAGAGCGUAAAUGACAAUGUGUUGAAGUAAAUAUGUGUCGUCUUGGGAAACCUGGUUCUGUUUUUUAACUCCUUCUCUGCCCACUACGCCACGUUCGUGUGUUUCCUGUAUUGGCUGCUGCUGCUAUCACCGCUGGUGUGUGUCCGUGUAGAGAAGAGCAAACUUCCACUGUGUCUGAGGCAGAGGGAGACUCGGGCCUGAUUUUUGAACUUGUCAAUUACAAGGACAAGUUCUUCUUUGGUGUCGAGGCGGAGCACUGUGCUGCUGCCUCUUGAGACCUUCUCAAGAGGGGGGGGGAUGAAAUAAACAAAACAAAAAAAAACACAUGACCGAACUUUCCUUUUCUUAACUUUGCUAUAUUGAAGUGCCAGACCCUCCUCGAAGUCAGUGUUGGCACUGAGUCGCUGAGGAUGCGAAUAAAGCGACAAACUGAGCAUGGAGGUAAACUGUGGUGCUAAUCUGUCAGUGGCUGGGUGCUAAGGCUGUGUUAAAAAGCUGUAUUAGCCAUAUUAUUCCUUCUGUUGUCCACUCUGGUCAGUCUCGUGUUUCUGACUGCUGCACUGCUGUACGCUGACAUAGCGAGGUAUAAUUCUGCUGCUGCUUUGCUGUUGAUGUAGACUAGUCUUCUAGUUGUCAGGAUCCAGAAGGAUCAUGAAUGUUGUAUCCUUAUAUUCGGCCGCUGUCCUGCUCGUUUGUCUCAACCUUUUUAUUUUCGAAUUGAGAUUAUGGUUUGAUAUUUAUGCUCUGAGUCUGUCCAAUGUUGCACGUUUAAAUUUGUAUUCCUAAAUUAUAUUUUAUUGCCUUUACCCCUGAUCCCAGUGUUGAUGCCAUUUAUUUGAUAUUUAUUUGUUGAGUCCUGUAAAUUAUAGUGUGAGGACACCGUUUGUUUGAGCAACACUUUAUAGCUUUUCCACUGAAGUGGACUUUUCCAUGAGUCAGAGACUUUACAUGAGACCAACAGACUCGUAUCACAGUCACAGUGAAACAUAAUAUGCCAUUUACUUACCUACAAUUCUUCGAUUUCUAACAAUGCUCAAAGACAAAUUACUGAACAAAAAACAGAGAACCAAGUCUUCAUUUAAAAUGUUGAAAUUAUAUAUUAAAUAAGAAAAAACACAUUCGAUUAAAAGGCAACAACAGAUGAGUUUGCAUACAAAACUUAAUGUAAGUCAUCGCAUUAAUUUGGAAAAAUCACCACACAAUCUGGCCUCAGUUAUUUCCGUCUUCUUCCUUCCUGUCCUCCAGUCUCCUAUUAUUUAAGUUUCCUCAGCCUUUUGUUUUGCCCUGAUGCCGGGUAAAGGAAACACACAUUUCUGCAGAUUUACAGUUUCAUUGUGACUGCGAGUAACUGACGUCUGUGAAGCUCAAGAAGCAUUCUGUCAUCUGAGGUUUUGAUGCGAUGAAAGUUUCUGGCCCUGAACCAGGAUCAGCAAACUGAACCUUCGGGUGCUCCGCAGCCUUUGAGCUCAGGUCAGGGGUCGGCUCGACCACUCUCUCUAACCUUGUUGGGGAAAUUUGAGAAAAGAUUUCGAUGGUGUAGUGGGAUCACGUUUUCUGGGGGAAAGUUUACCGCUGCGCCAGAGAUCUUUCGCCCUUUCUGAGUUCUUUUUAUUUUUUUGUUGGUUUCUUCAGAAGGGCUUUGGUCAGCAGUCAUCUCGUCAGGGAGUCCCUGAGAUUAUAGCUGGUGGGCAGAGACCCCUCAACCUCCUUUGCGACGAAUGACGAGGAGAGGUUUCGAUUUCCUCUUCUGCAGACUAAUCUUAUUAAAGCAAAACAAAAACAAAAACCCACUCUCGGUAAUAAAAGAAAAGACCAUAUUUCUAUAUUUACACACUCAUCAUCCAACACUGCAAUGAUUUACAUUUCCUUCCAGACUUUGCCAAACUGCAUGGAGCGAGAGACAUUUAUCAAAAGAAGAUAUUUGUCCUGAAACAAUUUUUUUUUUUUUUUUACUUUUGAUAUAAAUGACAGACAGGAAGACGUUUUUAUAGGAAAUCCGGGCCAGUCCAAACAUGUAGAGGAUGUGGGAGGUAUCUGUCACUCUGAGCUCCACAGCUACAUGCCAUGGUUAUGAUGCUUCUGGUCUUGUACGGUCACUUGUUUGACUCGAUCAACAGCAUGGGAUCUUUCUGUAAUUAGUCCUGUGUGUGUUCCUCUCAGCAGUCUCAGUAGGAUGACUGUACUCCAUUGCUAAGUGCUCUAUAAUAGAUCUCUUGGUGAUUAUAAUUUCAUAACUAAGCAAAACCUGCAGAAAGUGUAUCCUGCUGAAACUAACUUGAUCCUCUCUUUAGCGAUGACGUCUAUAUUUGUAGUUCACAUAUAUGCCUGUUCUAUUAUAAUAUCUUGACAGUUGUUAUAUUUAUGUUGUGUAAUAAAUGUCGUGCUGGGUUUAUACUUUUGUUCUUAAUAACUUUUUUUGGAAUUUUGUUUUCUCUGAGGCACAAUGGGUGGCUUUAUGCACAAGCAUGAAAAUGUAAAAGACGUUUCUUUUUAUUUUCUCCAAUGUUUUGGUUUGUACUGUAACGACUCGUUCUAUUUCAGAGCUUCUGACAGGUUUUGUCUCCGGCUGCUCCACAUCCUGCAGACAUCUGCCCUGAAUCUCUGUUGUUUUUAUUGUGCCUCUUUUUCGUUUUCUUUUGUUCUUUUGAAAUCAUUCUUUCUCUGUUGUAUCGGCCAGGAGUUGGUACCACAACUUUUCUUGUAACCACAAUAGUCUGAUUAUGUUGAUUGAUUUUAAUAUCAAAACAAUAAAAAACAUUAGCACCCCA